GGGGCCGAAGGAGGAUUCGGAGGCCUCGGGCGGGGGCCGGUCUGGGGUUCCAGGGGGCCGCACACAACAAGAUGAGGAGGUUCCUGAGGCCAGGACACGACCCUGCGAGGGAGAGACUCAAGAGGGACCUCUUCCAGUUUAACAAGACAGUGGAGCAUGGCUUCCCCCACCAGCCCAGCGCUCUCGGCUACAGCCCCUCCCUGCGCAUCCUGGCCAUCGGCACCCGCUCCGGAGCUGUCAAGCUCUAUGGUGCCCCAGGGGUGGAGUUCAUGGGCCUGCACCACGAGAACAAUGCUGUGGUGCAGAUCCACUUCCUGCCUGGCCAGUGCCAGCUGGUCACCCUGCUGGAUGACAACAGCCUGCACCUGUGGAGCCUGAAAGUCAAAGGUGGGGUGUCGGAGCUGCAGGAAGAUGAGACGUUCACGCUACGUGGCCCCCCAGGGGCUGCCCCCAGCGCCACGCAGAUCACUGUGGUCCUGCCACACUCCUCCCGCCAGCUGCUCUACCUGGGCACCGAGAGCGGCAACGUGUUCGCAGUGCAACUGCCGGCCUUUCACGCGCUGGAGGACCAGGCCAUCAGCUCAGAUGCCGUGCUGCAGCGGUUGCCAGAGGAGGCACGCCACCGACGGGUGUUUGAGAUGGUGGAGGCUCUGCAGGAGCAUCCCUGGGACCCCAACCAGAUCCUUAUUGGCUACAGCCGGGGUCUCGUCGUCAUCUGGGACUUGCAGGGCAGCCGCGUGCUCUGUCAUUUCCUCAGCAGCCAGCAACUGGAAAACGUCUUCUGGCAGCGGGACAGCCGUCUGAUCGUCACCUGCCAUUCUGACGGCAGCUACUGCCAAUGGCGCAUGGUCAGCGACAGCCCGCAGCCGGAGCCCCUGCGCAGCUGUGUGCCUUACGGUCCUUUUCCUUGCAAAGCUAUUACCAAAAUCUUCUGGCUGACCACCAAGCAGGGGUUGCCCUUCACCAUCUUCCAGGGCGGCAUGCCACGGGCCAGCUACGGGGACCGCCACUGCAUCUCGGUGGUCCACAACGGCCAGCAGACAGCCUUCGACUUCACCUCCCGCGUCAUUGACUUCACUGUCCUCGUCGAGGUGGACCCUGCGGCCGCCUUCGAUGAUCCCUAUGCCCUGGUGGUGCUGGCCGAGGAGGAGCUGGUGGUGAUUGACCUGCAGACGGCUGGUUGGCCGCCAGUCCAGCCUCCCUACCUGGCCUCCCUGCACUGCUCUGCCAUCACCUGCUCCCACCACGUCUCCAACAUCCCACUGAAGCUGUGGGAACGCAUCAUAGCCGCUGGCAGCCGGCAGAGCACACACUUCUCCACCAUGGAGUGGCCCAUUGACGGCGGCACCAGCCUGGCCCCAGCCCCGCCGCAGAGGGACCUGCUGCUCACAGGGCAUGAGGAUGGCACGGUGCGGUUCUGGGACGCCUCGGGUGUCUGCCUGCGGCUGCUCUACAAACUCAGCACCGUGCGGGUGUUCCUCACUGACACAGACCCCAACGAGAGCCUCAGUGCCCAGGGCGAGGAAGAGUGGCCGCCCCUCCGCAAGGUGGGCUCCUUUGACCCCUAUAGUGACGAUCCUCGGCUGGGCAUCCAGAAGAUUUUCCUCUGCAAAUACAGCGGCUACCUGGCUGUGGCCGGCACAGCAGGGCAGGUGCUCGUGCUGGAGCUGAACGACGAGGAGGCAGAGCACGCGGUGGAGCAGGUGGAGGCCGACCUGCUGCGGGACCAGGAGGGCUACCGCUGGAAGGGCCACGAGCGCCUGUGUGCCCGCCCAGGGCCCGUGCGCUUUGAGCCUGGCUUCCAGCCCUUCGUGCUGGUGCAGUGCCAGCCCCCGGCUGUGGUCACCUCCUUGGCCCUGCACUCUGAGUGGCGGCUCGUGGCCUUUGGCACAAGCCAUGGCUUUGGCCUCUUUGACCACCAGCAGCGGCGGCAGGUCUUUGUCAAGUGCACGCUGCACCCCAGUGACCAGCUCGCCCUGGAGGGCCCGCUGUCCCGUGUGAAGUCCCUGAAGAAGUCCCUGCGUCAGUCCUUCCGUCGGAUCCGCCGCAGCCGGGCAUCCAGCAGGAAGCGGCGGCCCGCCGGCCCUCCGGGAGAGGUGCAGGAGGGGAGCAGCAGGGCAGAGCGGACCGGCCUGCAGAGCAUGGAGCUGGCGCCCGUGCAGCGCAAGAUCGAGGCACGGUCAGCAGAGGACUCCUUCACAGGCUUCGUCCGGACCCUCUACUUCGCUGACACCUACCUGAGGGACAGUUCCCGCCACUGCCCCUCGCUGUGGGCUGGCACCAAUGGCGGUACUGUCUACGCCUUUGCCCUGCGCGUGCCCCCUGCCGAGCGGAGAAUGGAUGAGCCAGUGCGGGCGGAGCAGGCCAAGGAGAUCCAGCUAAUGCACCGAGCGCCUGUGGUGGGCAUCCUGGUGCUGGAUGGACGCAGCGUGCCCCUUCCCGAGCCCCUGGAAGUGGCCCACGAUCUGUCAAAGAGCCCAGACAUGCAGGGGAGCCACCAGCUGCUCGUCGUGUCGGAGGAGCAGUUCAAGGUGUUCACGCUGCCCAAGGUCAGUGCCCGGCUGAAGCUGAAGCUCACGGCCCUGGAGGGCUCGCGGGUGCGGCGGGUCAGCGCGGCCCGCUUCGGCAGCUGUCGGGCCGAGGACUACGGGGAGCAUCACUUGGCCGUCCUCACCAACCUGGGCGAUGUCCAGGUGGUCUCACUGCCCCUGCUCAAGCCCCAGGUGCGGUACAGCUGCAUUCGCCGGGAGGAUGUCAGCGGCAUCGCAUCAUGCGUCUUCACCAAAUACGGCCAAGGUUUCUACCUGAUCUCACCCUCCGAGUUUGAGCGCUUCUCUCUUUCCACCAAGUGGCUAGUUGAGCCCCGAUGUCUGGUGGAUUCAGCAGAAUCAAAGAACCGCAGCCACCCGCGCAAUGGAUCAGGCCCCGAGAAGUCUUUGGGCCGAGCCAGGAACUCGGGGAGCCAGAGUGGUGGAGAAGAGCGGAGGUCGGGCCCUGUGAUGGAGCACGCUCUGCUCAAUGACGAGAGGGUUCUGAAGGAGAUCCAGAGCACGCUGGAGGGAGGCCGAGGGAGCUGUGGCGAUUGGCGUUCUCAGAGAGUGGCUGUGGGAUACAGCCUCAGCAACGGGGGAGCGGAGUGAACGGGACGCGUGUGCCGCCUGCACAGUGAUCACACUACUGAGGGCUCCUCCGCGGGCCCCCGCCUACUGGAGAAGCCCGGCACGGGGCCGUGCAGGGGCUGGGGGCACCCCAG
Molecule: messenger RNA, 3253 nt
Organism: Budorcas taxicolor (takin)
Lineage: Eukaryota; Metazoa; Chordata; Mammalia; Artiodactyla; Bovidae
Gene: LLGL2
Product: LLGL scribble cell polarity complex component 2
Exons: 26
Coding region: 72-3140 (1022 amino acids)
Biological process (GO): regulation of Notch signaling pathway; establishment of spindle orientation; cortical actin cytoskeleton organization
Cellular component (GO): plasma membrane; cortical actin cytoskeleton; cytoplasm
Molecular function (GO): myosin II binding; GTPase activator activity
Source: RefSeq, a predicted model, not a curated record